Molecule: messenger RNA, 3542 nt
Organism: Aspergillus homomorphus CBS 101889
Lineage: Eukaryota; Fungi; Ascomycota; Eurotiomycetes; Eurotiales; Aspergillaceae
Product: GTPase RIA1
Exons: 6
Coding region: 219-3449 (1076 amino acids)
Biological process (GO): cytosolic ribosome assembly
Cellular component (GO): cytosol; ribonucleoprotein complex
Molecular function (GO): GTP binding; ribosome binding; GTPase activity
Source: RefSeq, a predicted model, not a curated record
CCAUACCGCUCUGGUGCAAUUUCUAACAAGUGACGCGGGAUUGGAGAAGAAACUCUGGAUUCUGGUUUGGACAAAUUCCCGCGAUAAUUUUUUCCAUCGAACUCCGCAGCGACGGCGGAACCAAAAACCAACCCAGCCGUCCUUUCAGUUGAACCUCACCUCGACCUGGCUCAAGCUGAAUUCUGGGAGCUGUGUGACAGCACCAAUUUGUCUUCAAGAUGCCUGUCGUUAACGUCGAUGACCUCGUUCGUCUCCAACGGAAGCCCAAUGACAUCCGGAAUAUUUGCAUUCUCGCACACGUUGAUCAUGGCAAAACAUCCUUGACGGAUAGUCUGAUCGCCACCAAUGGUAUCAUCUCGCCCAAGUUGGCGGGCAAGAUCCGCUACCUGGACUCGCGUCCCGACGAGCAGCUUCGAGGUAUCACCAUGGAGUCGUCGGCCAUCUCCCUGUUCUUCUCCAUGAUGCGCCGUCCUGCUCCCGACGCCGCCCCGGAGCCUAAAGAGUAUUUGAUCAAUUUGAUCGACUCCCCGGGACACAUCGAUUUCAGCAGCGAGGUAUCGACUGCGUCGCGUCUAUGUGAUGGUGCCGUGGUCUUGGUCGAUGCCGUCGAGGGUGUCUGCAGUCAGACUGUCACCGUGCUGCGUCAAGCCUGGGUGGAGCAGCUGAAGCCCAUCCUAGUGAUUAACAAGAUUGACAGGUUGGUGACGGAGUUGAAGAUGAGCCCUAGUGAGGCGUACUCGCAUAUGAGCAAACUUCUUGAGCAGGUCAACGCAGUCAUUGGUAGUUUCUACCAGGGAGAGCGGAUGGAGGAGGAUCUCCAAUGGCGAGAGCGCAUGGAGGAGCGGGUGAACAAGAAGCAAGAUCAUGACGAGGAGCAAAUGGCCGAAUACGAGGAGAAGGACGACGAGGACCUGUACUUUGCACCAGAGAAGAACAACGUCAUCUUUUGCAGUGCGGUCGAUGGCUGGGCCUUCACAGUUCGACAGUUUGCUGUGAUCUACGAGAAGAAGCUCGGAAUUAAGCGUGCGGUUCUGGAAAAGGUUCUCUGGGGAGACUACUACCUGGAUCCCAAGACCAAGCGAGUCCUAGGCCAGAAGCAUCUGAAGGGCCGGGCCCUCAAGCCCAUGUUCGUUCAGCUUGUAUUGGACAGUAUCUGGGCAGCAUACGAAGCGACGACCGGUGGAGGCUCAGGAAGAGGCGACCCGGCCUUGCUGGAAAAGAUUACCAAGUCUUUGAACAUUAACAUCCCUCCAUACAUUCUGCGCUCCCGCGACCCUAAGAAUAUCAUGACCACUUUGUUCUCGAUGUGGCUGCCUCUCUCGACAGCUGUCCUCGUCUCCGUCAUCGAGUACCUUCCCAGUCCGCCAGCAGCCCAAGCAACACGUCUACCGGCUUUGAUUGCAGACUCUCCCGGAGCAGACUUCGUCGACCAGAAGGUGAAAGACGCAAUGAUCAGCUUCAAGACCGAGCCGAACGAGCCAGUUGUCGCCUACGUCAGUAAGAUGGUCGCCAUCCCAGAGAGCGAACUGUCUUCGAGCAAGAAACGCUCCGGUACCACCAUGUCCGCCGAUGAAGCGCGGGAGAUUGCCCGCAAAAAGAGAGAGGAAAUCGCGAAGAUGCAGGCGGAAGCCGGCGGCCAGCAGCAAGACGAUUUCUCACGCGUGACGUCUGCCCUUGAACGGACAUAUCUCGACGAUCCGCCAGCUGAGACAGAGGAGAAAGAGGACCCCGAGCAUCUGAUCGGCUUCGCAAGACUGUACUCGGGUACGCUCUCGGUGGGAGACUCGGUGUACGUGAUCGCGCCCAAAUUCAACCCGGAGAACCCCCAUGCUAGUCCCGAGCCUCAGAAGGUCACAGUCACCGAUCUGUACCUUCUAAUGGGCCGGAGUUUGGAGCCGCUCCAGUCCGUACCUGCGGGUGUUGUUUUCGGUAUCGGAGGUCUUGCCGGCCACGUCCUGAAGACGGGAACGCUGUGCUCGCAGCUGGAGGGCAGUAUCAACCUGGCUGGUGUUUCGUUGAACACGCCUCCUAUCGUCCGAGUCGCCUUGGAGCCCGUGAACCCGGCCGACCUGAGUAAGAUGGUCACUGGCCUGCGACUCCUCGAGCAGAGCGACCCCUGCGCGCAAUACGAGGUCCUCGACAGCGGUGAACAUGUGAUUCUGACAGCCGGUGAAUUGCACCUGGAGCGCUGCAUCAAGGAUCUCCGCGAGCGUUUUGCCAAAUGUGACAUCCAGACCGGUCAGACCAUCGUACCCUACCGCGAGACCAUCACUAGCGCCCCGGAAAUGGCAGCCCCGAAGAACCCCGAGCUCGGCCGCGGGGGCAUCCUGGCCGUAUCUCCCUCGAAGCAACUCACCAUGCGACUCCGCGUGGUGCCCCUGCCAACUGUCGUCACGGAGUUCUUUUCCAAGCACGUCGGGACCAUCAAGCGCCUCCAGACUCAGAAGCGAACGGCUGCGGAGAACAAAUCCGGUGGCGCCGACAACGAGGGCACAGCGGACAGCAACCAGCCCGUGGAAGCCAGCGAAGCCAGCGAAGCCACGACGGACGAAGCCCGCGAAGCGACCCUCCUCUCAUUGAAGGACUUCCGCGCCGAACUCAACAAGAUCUUCGAAGAAGAGGUCAAGGAGGACAAGGAGCUGUGGAAGAACGUGGUCGACCGGAUCACGGCGUUUGGACCGAGACGAGUCGGGCCCAACAUCCUGGUAGAUGCCACCGCGGUGAACACCUGCGAGAAAUUCCUCCUCGACGACCCCAACAAACAACCCACCGUCAACCCGGACACGACGAACAACCGCGAAGCCCUGAUCGUCCGGGACUUCAACGACAAGAUCGCGUACGCCUUCCAACUCGCAACGGGCCAAGGCCCGCUCUGCCAGGAACCGAUGCAAGGCGUGGCCGUCUUCCUGGAGGAGCUAAGCGUGAACUCGGCCAACGGUGAAGACCUAGACCUCGGGCGCCUGACGGGCGAAGCAAUCCGACUAGUCCGCGAAAGCAUCUCACAGGGCUUCCUGGACUGGAGCCCGCGAAUCAUGCUGGCAAUGUACAGUUGCGAGAUCCAAGCAUCGACCGAAGUCCUCGGCCGCGUCUACGGCGUCAUCACGCGACGCCGCGGCCGCAUCCUCUCGGAGACAAUGAAAGAAGGCACGCCGUUCUUCACCAUCUUGGCGCUCCUGCCCGUGGCCGAGUCGUUCGGCUUCGCGGACGAGAUCCGCAAGCGCACGUCCGGCGCCGCGCAGCCGCAGCUCAUCUUCGCUGGCUACGAGGCCCUGGACGAGGACCCCUUCUGGGUGCCUGCUACCGAGGAGGAGCUGGAGGACCUGGGCGAGCUCGCAGACCGCGAGAACGUUGCCAAGCGGUAUAUGGAUGCUGUGCGCCGCCGGAAGGGGUUGGUGGUGCAGGGCCGUAAGUUGAUUGAUGCUGAGAAGCAGAAGACGUUGAAGAAGUAGUAGUUUCUUUUCUUUUAACAAAAAGGGUGGAGUGGGGGGCUUAGAGCCUAGGGAAGGUGAGUGGGUAUAUAUGAUUUAGAAUCGAGAUGCGGU